Molecule: messenger RNA, 6288 nt
Organism: Mya arenaria
Lineage: Eukaryota; Metazoa; Mollusca; Bivalvia; Myida; Myidae
Exons: 10
Coding region: 231-1355 (374 amino acids)
Source: RefSeq, a predicted model, not a curated record
CUUAACACUUAUAACAAUUCCACGACACGGUGACCUUAAUAUUAUAUCUUAAUACGCUGUAGAAUGGAUGUAAUAUAAAUGUACAUUUAUUUCAAGUCUACUUAAAAAUAUCCGGAAACACUGAGAAGUAAGAAGGUUCUCCAAAAAUCUGUGCGGCUUUGACAUGAUUCCCCGUUAUCGAACUUUACCGUACCGAUUUAUGACCUUGAAGCUGGUUCUUAUGCAAGUUUAUGCGAAGAGAUUCCUCAAAGAAAAACAAACGUGAGGAAUCGAUUGAUAUCAUUGGAGAAGCUAGUAAUAGUGGAGAUGACGAUACUAAAAUUGAUAAAGAGGAACCACGCCAAUUGACUGGUGCAACCGAGCAGUCGUCAGAGUGCCUUUUACCGGACACACCAACUGCUGCUUUUGGAGAGACAAUUAAUCGUGGGGAUGACGAAGCACCGGUAGACACUUUUACCUACAUAGCCGUGGGUGGACGUAAAAGAACUCCUUCAUUGUCACUUGAACAUGAAGAUGCUGGAUGCGAUGAAGAAACGAUACCCAUAAAUGAUGUAGUUGAACAACCGCCGGAGUGCAUACCCAAGGAAGAUUUCGUUGAUGUCAUUGGAGUGAUUGGUGAUAGUGGAGAUGACCAAGCAACUGUCCCCACCAAAAAAAAGGGUGGCCGUAAAAGGACUUCGUCAUUGACAAUUGUGUCUGCCGAUACUAAAAUUGAUGAAGAGGAAACACACCAAUUGAUUGGUGCUACCGAUCAGUCCUCUGAGUUUCCUUUACAGGAGAAAUCAACUAAUGUGCUUGGAGAAGCUACUAAUAGUGAAGAUAACAACGUAUCGGUAGCAACAGUUCCCAACAUACAAAAGGGCGACCGUAGAAGAACUUCUUCAUUGACAAUUGUAAAUGACGAUACUAAAAUUGAUGAAGAGGAACAACACCAAUUGGCUGGUGCAACCGAGCAGACGUCAGAGUGCCUUUUACGGGAUGAUAUCGAAGAGAAAUCCACAAGCCAUAGAGAUGCGUCUGAUGAAAGAAAUUCCGGAGAAGGACAAACUGUCGGCGUCCAGGAAUCUCGUAAAGAAAGGGGGCCUUUUCCCUUACCACCUAUGCAGAGUACAGCAACAUACAACAGCAGCUGUAGACAACAAGACACAGAAGUUGAUGACUCUGAGAGCCCAUUCAUUGGUCUUGAAGGACGUCAAGAUCGCAGCUCCUGCCUAGUGUGCCAGAGGCCAGCGAGGGACGUUGUUAUCCGACCAUGUGGUCAUCUGCUUUACUGCUGGGGCUGUGUUGAUAGAAUGGACAAAUGCAGGAAAUGUGACAGAGCGAUAUCUGAUAAGAUUAAAAUAAAAACUGACUAACAAUUCAAAUUGGUAUAUGUUAUAUGGUUUAACCAAUAUAACAAAUCUCAUCCUCAUAUAUUAAGAAUAUUUGUUCCAAAUUGAUUUGCAUACAAUUGAAGCAUUCUGGCCUUAUGGUUGAUCUGUCUGAAGUGGUUUCUAUUUGACAUUAACCAUUUGAAAGAAAUUAAGUUCACAUCCCUCCAGUUUAUAAAACUCACCAUUUAUUGAUUUGAAAUAAUACUAUAUUAUUGAAUUAUGUUUAGUGAAAGGGCAAACUUACAAUGCUUAUCGGCUACCAUGUUUUUAUUUUUAGCGUAAGCAAAUUGUAUCAAAUAAGUCUCAUAAAACAAUGAUAAAAGAAAUAGAUGCAUGUUAAUAUUUAUUCAAAUAAUUAUGUAAUGUACCACAUUGAUUAACUAAAAACAUUUCAUUAAGAAAUUUGAUAAGCUACACUCUUAUUACAAAACUUUACCACCAUCACCCAAAGCAUAAUUGCAUUGAAAUUUAAUACACAUAUAGCCUUUGUUAAAUGACAUAAGAAAAAUGUAACUCUAUUUGAAAUUCACGCCUUCUAGUGAGUUUAUGAUGAAACAUGACAACGGAGAAAAUAUCACAAUGUAAUUUCACUAUAUUUGAAACACUACCAAACAAACUGCAACGUGCACGGUAUAAUCACUGAGCUUAUUAUUUAUCUUCGAUCAUAUCAUUUUUUUAAUUGUUUUUCUGUAAAAUAAAGAUUUAUAUAGCUCUGAUGAAUAUUACUCUUUCUACGCAUAGAAUGAGUAAUGUAUGUACAUUAAAUAAGGAAUACUAAAUGACGUAGAUGCUAUGGCAAUGAUGCCGUAAAGCUAUAGCUUCACUCAUACUGGUGGGUGCCAGCAUAUUUUUAUAAUGCCUCCAGUAUCGCCUGAGAGUACUGUUCCACGUGGUCGUCCCUAAGGCACACGUCUAGUGGUCGUCCCUAAGGCACAUGUCCAGAGGUUUGCGGGUAAUGUUUCGAUUGUAGGCCCAAAGGUGGUGGCCAAACGGAUGGACCAAGUUCGCCAUUAUUAUUAGGAAUAAACAACCUCGUCUCUGUCGACGUCAGCUCUGUUACUUUUUGAAGGGCCUAGUGCGUUGUGUGCGACGUAAUGUGUCUUGUAAAGAUGGAAGGGCUGGGUUCAGAAUUUGAUCUGGUUACAUAACCUUCCUAUGAGACUUUGGAUUGUCAUUCAUACCUAUACCGAACUACAAUCUAGACAGACAAGUAUGUGACCGACUUGCAUUGUGUCUUAGAGUAGUUCCCUAGAAUCCCGACUAUAUCGUAAAUUUGACGCAUGUAGCGUUUAAUAUGUGGAGGGUAAAUUUUGAUGUACAUGCCUAACUUGAAGAUGGAGUCCCAAAGGCAAGUUGGAAAGGCUUUCGCUAUCUGCCUGACAGAUUUCUGUAAGCAUAUACAUUUGUUAUUUAUAGAUAAAAAAUAUUAGAUAGAUAGAUAAGGAAUAUAUGAUACCUGGUUAACUCAAAUAACACGUGUAAAAUAAUUAACAUUAAUAACAACACGAGUCCUACAAAACCCAUCAUAUGGACACCAACACCAAGGAUGACUGAAACAAGAGUAAACUUUUAUUUCCAUUGUGGUCCUCAUUUAUAUCAGAUAUAUUAUGAUUGAGUGAUCGCAAAUGGUGUAUAAAGGUAGUGUUCUAAAUAUUAGAUGGUUACGUUUAAUCAAAAUGGAGAUAUUUAAAAUUAAAAAUGCCCACCUUAAUUUGGAACUGAGUGUAGUAUAUGUAUUAUUGUAUAAUUAAUGUAAUCAAUGUAAAUACCAUGUUGCCGCGUACGUAAUAAACAGAAAAUUGCGUAAUUGGACCCAUGCUUAUGGAUCAUCAAUAACCUAAUGGAUGUAUGCACGUACAAAGUCAUCAUACUAAUAGUAUAAGGAUAACUAAAUUAUUAGUGUAGUGUUCUUAUUGAGCAAAUUGUAAAAGGUACAUUUAAAUUAUGUGAUGCAAAUAUCAAUAUACAUAUCAUAAACAGUAAAUAUGCACUCGAGUACUAUGAACGAUAUUUUGUACACACUGUUACUUUUUUGUUUUACGAAAUACACCCGCACACAAAACAACAUUCAUAUGCUCUCAAAGAAAAAGAGACAAACAAUCGCUCUCCUUUUUAUGCUUAAGUUUAAAUUAAAACAAAACGGGUGAUGUCAAAUUUCUUUGCAAUUCGAAUUAAUGUAUGAUUUGUUUGUCUCAUAUUUACUUCAGGCACAAAUUUCUCAAAACUCUUAAGCGUUUUACUUUUAAGUAUCAUCUAGCCGAAACACUUACUUUUUAAAACAAAAAAAAUAUUAAAAAAGAGAAUAUUACAGAAUGUGUAUAAAACAAAAAUAAAAAAUGAAAAUUAAAUAGUGUUCUGAGCCCUUUUUUAAAAUCACAUUUAAGAUUGGCCGAGAAAAUGGGACUGGGUCCGUUUCAGUAAUGGAUGUUAGUAGUAUCUAAUUAUCUUAAAUCUGUAUAAACGUCACAAAUAACAAUACAUCGUUUUUUCGUAAUUUCCUCAUCGUCUUGUUCUAUUUUAAUGUUUGCUUCAGUUAAAUGCAUACAAAUAAGUAGCAAAAUAAUGUAACUAUGGGACUAAGAUAGUUUCAAUUUACGACUUAAAUUGAGUUUCUUUAUAAAUAAGUAAUACUAUUAAGAAAACUUUAUUAUGUUUCCAUAUUUAAAUACGGCACAUCAUCAGCCAAUAAGAUUUGCCCGUUCGAAGUUUACCCUUGCAGGACAAUUACAGUUUUUGAAACCAGUUCUGGUUGAAAGCCUGCAUGCAAUAUUUCUGCAGGGAAGCAAAGGAAAAUACGUGACAUGUUGAAUAUUUAAUUGUACUAUAUGAUUGUGUCUUAUGAAAGGAAGUACAUGAGCCAAUUACUGAUGUAUGUACCCCCGUUUAAAUAUUAAAAAGACAAUGUUAAACAUUUGCUUAGUAAUUAGACUGUUAAAUAGUUCGAAUCGUGUUAAUAUAAUUAUACCAAUCCGAUCCACUGGAACUCUUUUAAAGCAACGAAACACCAUAAAGUGUCUGUUAAUUAAAAAUAGCUGUUAUUUCAUUGAACUGAAUUAAAAUUGAUUUUUUUUAUUGUUUUUUCUUGUUAUGCUUUAAAACAUUUUUGCCCUUGUUGUUUGUUGUUCUAUAUCUUUUCUGUAAUUUGGUUAUUUGUUGAUAUUUUGCGUUAUGUUUAGAAUUAGUGUUUAAUAUUGAAUAUGUUUAACUGUGUUAUAUUGCAUGCUGUUUAUGGUGAAGGUGAUAUUUGUUUGCAUUUGUAAAUACUAAUUCGUUUUACCGAUCUAUUCAGCAAAGUCACUACUUUUCUGUAGACGGGAAUUAGGAGUCAUUGCUGGUGUUCUUAGAACGAUAAUCUUGCUCCCUUGCUAAAUUGAUAACAAGUGACACAUACUCACUUGAUUGACUUUUCAGCGAUCUAGAAGUAACUUAUUCUUAAAGCUACACGUACAUGUAAAAGUUGAUUUUUUUGUCUGAAAGUAGUGUACGAAAAAUAAGUUUGAUAUCGAUGAUACCCGUAUAAAUAUAUUUCCUCGUGUUAUCGUGCAUGUCAUUAAAUUCUGAUACAAUGUACACAUUCCUUGAUGAAGUAGUGCAAAAAUAGUAGUGAGCAAAUAGAAUUAUUUUAAAGGAACCUGUACUGGUAUUCAAUAUUGGCCUUAUUUGGAUCUAAGAACGAUGUAGCUUAUCGGAUUACUUGGUAUUAAUAACUGACCAAUACAUUUGAUUAAGACAACGAUGUAUUGAAAAUAGAUUAACACAAGUUACAUAUUCACUACUUCACCUGAUUCGCUUGCCCUUUGUUUACCUCCUUCUACGGUAUACAAAAUUGAUAAAUAGUUCUAAUAAGUAAAUGACGUGUCUGUGAAGUUUAGACUACUUGUGAUUUUUUACUGUGACAAUGUUUUGCAGAAAAAUGCUGGGAGAGGAUGCGUUCGUAGAGCACCAGAAAAAAAAACUUGAUUGCACACAUAUGUUCAAGCAACUGCGAUUAAUAAUUUUAAAAUCUUCAAUUUUGUAGAUGAAGAAAUUAGUUUUAUACACGAUUGUUUUGCUCUAGUAAACAUAGAAAUGAACAUAUUCUUCAGUUUGGCACGAGAUACGUUAUUAUACAAAUAAAUAAAUCUUUUGUACUAAAUGGUAUCAUCAACCUCUUUACACAACGUAUUAAUUUAUCUAAAGUGUUGUUUUGAUUUUAAUGCUAUUAUAAAAUGUUUUAUACAGUUGAGGUUGUUUCAACACUUCAAUCCAAUUUGAACAAUUUUGUUGGACUGCACUGUUUGGAGAGGAUUGCGUCAUUCAUCAUUCUAUUUUAGUCGUAUUUAUUAUUAUGUUGUUGCCAUAUCUCUUUAUUUUAGCCAGAACUUCUUUUGAAAAAUAGUAAUAGUAUUGUUAUUUGUUAUAAAUAUAUUUUUUCAACAUCUUUGUUUAUAGUAGAUAUAUAUAUACGGAUACGAGAUUUUUAUUUUUUAAAUAGAUAUAUCAUUAAGACUAAAUAAUAUACAUAUACCACGUCCGUAACAUACAUAUCAUAUGUAUGGAAAAAAAACUAUCAGUAUUAAUACAGACGUAAAAACGUUAUAAAGUACAUUUUUUUGAAUAUGAUAACAAUUAGCAAUGCAGCAAGGUGCAAAUAAUUGACAAAACAAAUUUGAAAAAAAAACUUUUAAGUCUGUAUAUUUCCAUAUUCAUCAAUCUUUCAAUUACUUGUGCUAUGUGAUAAAGAAUGGACUAACCUUUUGUUAUUUUCCAUAUAUAGUAUAUAACGUUCUAGAUACAUUGUACACUUAUAGUUCAAGGGUAUUCAUGCUUUGUUUGAGGUCAUUUUCAACAUCUUUUGUUUAUUUUCGAUUUUGUAUCAAUUUCGUGAAUCUUGCUGAUUAGCUCAUUUAUAUAAUUAAACUAUGUUAAUUUCUUG